Molecule: messenger RNA, 945 nt
Organism: Neomonachus schauinslandi (Hawaiian monk seal)
Lineage: Eukaryota; Metazoa; Chordata; Mammalia; Carnivora; Phocidae
Product: olfactory receptor 6N2-like
Exons: 1
Coding region: 1-945 (314 amino acids)
Biological process (GO): G protein-coupled receptor signaling pathway
Cellular component (GO): membrane
Molecular function (GO): G protein-coupled receptor activity; olfactory receptor activity
Source: RefSeq, a predicted model, not a curated record
AUGGACCAGCUGAACCACACAUGGACCCAGAGUUUCCUUCUUGCUGGUUUCCCUGCCCCCAGCACGCUUCGGCCUCUGGCAUUCUUGGGCACCCUGUGCAUCUAUCUCCUCACGCUGGCAGGGAACUUGUUCAUCAUUGUGCUGGUGCAGGCAGAUGCAGGACUGUCCACGCCCAUGUACUUCUUCAUCAGUGUCCUCUCCUUCCUGGAACUCUGGUAUGUCAGCACCACAGCGCCCACACUGCUGCGCACAUGGCUCUGUGGACGCUCACCCAUCCCAGCAGCGGUGUGCUUCACCCAGCUGUAUGUCUUCCACUCCCUGGGCAUGACCGAGUGCUACCUGCUGGGGGUCAUGGCGCUGGACCGCUACCUGGCCAUCUGCCGCCCACUCCACUACCACGCACUCAUGAGCAGAAAGGUGCGGUUAUGGCUGGCAGGGGCCACGUGGGUGGCCGGCUUCUCCGCGGCACUGGCGCCGGCCAGCCUCACAGCCAGUCUGCCCUUCUGCUUCAGAGAGGUGGCCCACUACUUUUGUGACCUGGCCCCACUGAUGCGGCUGGCAUGUGUGGACACAGGCUGGAACGCUCGAGUCCACGGGACCGUGAUUGGCGUGGCCACUGGCUGCAACUUUGUGUUCAUUUUAGGACUCUACGGGGGUAUCCUAAGGGCUGUACUGAAGCUACCCUCGGCGGGCAGCCGGGCCAAGGCCUUCUCCACCUGCUCCUCCCACGUGACCGUGGUGGCCCUAUUCUUUGGCUCUGCCUUCAUGGUGUAUGUGGGGCCACCCAAGAGCCGCUCCAAGGGCACGGACAUGCGUAUUGCCCUGGUGUAUGCCCUUCUCACCCCGUUCCUCAACCCCAUCAUCUAUACCCUUCGCAACAAGGAGGUGAAGGAGGCUGUCAGAAGGGUCACCCAGAGGAUUAAGGCUAUGUUGAAGGGACCCUGA